Dufourea novaeangliae is the source of this 1230-nucleotide messenger RNA. RefSeq names its product tektin-1 (gene Tektin-C). Gene Ontology annotation, cellular component: microtubule cytoskeleton; nucleus. Bases 1 to 1230 code for a protein of 409 amino acids. The transcript is spliced from 6 exons. Gene Ontology annotation, biological process: cilium movement involved in cell motility; cilium assembly. The record is from RefSeq and is a predicted model, not a curated record. NCBI's taxonomy places the organism in Eukaryota, Metazoa, Arthropoda, Insecta, Hymenoptera, Halictidae.
AUGAUUAACAAUCGUGCUUACGCUAUAAUUCCUCCACCUCCGCUGAAGUUUACAUUAGACGAAUGGCAUCUUAACAAUCGUCAUAGGUAUCGAUGUUCCGAGGCUCAACAAGAAUUAGCCGAUCGACUUUUAACCGAGUCUCAACGAGUCUGCGAAUUGAGUACUGAGAGAGCUAAAGGCAACAAAGAGGAGACAGACCACAGAUUGAAGGAAAAGCUCGAGGACAUUGAGUUCCGUAAAAAGGAACUGUUGCGUAUAAGGAAGGAAGUUCUUCUUGAAACCGAUGCUCUAUUGACGUACAAGGAACGCAUCAUGGAUGCGUUGUCCUCCGUUAGGAGGAACGCUCUUGUUAUUUGCGAGAAAUGUCUCAUGUUCAGGGAGCAUAGGUUAGGAAUCGAUCUAGUUCGCGACGACGUCGAAAGGGAAUUGUUGAAAGAAUGCGAGGUAAUCAAAGGCGCCGAAAAUCUGCUGGUUCGAACUCUGGAGCAAACCCAAGAGCAGAUUCGUAGGCUAAAAGCAACCCUCUACUAUAUGGAUCACGAUCUCGAGGAUAAGGAGAACAACUUACGCAUCGACAAGCGUAAUUUGUCUCUAAAAGAAACCAGCUUGAAUUUAAGCAUAUAUCAUGGUGUUUCACGGCUCGAUGCGUCGACGAUAGAAUUGAACGAAUGGGAGAUGCAAACAAACGAGAACAUUGUCGCCGCAUCGAAGGAGAUAAAUAGCGCCAGGCCAAUGCGCUGUUACAUCGACACAAUAAUUAAACAGGCGAUCGACGAUUUGAACGAACAGAAGAACGCCACUGACGGGGCAUUCAAACGGCGUAUCGAGGAGACGAAGGAGGCAAAAACGAAAUUAGAGUUACAACACUCCGAGAUAAUGCGACAAGCGAACGAAAUGACACAAAAUGUCACCCGUAUAGAGAAAGCAAUCGCUGAGAAAGAAUGCUACUUGGCUUUAUCGCAUACGAGACUCGGUAAUCGAUGUCAAAGACCCGGUCUAGAGCUCACGCGAGAUCUAGUGGAAACUCAACUGGUCAAAGAAGUGUACGAACUUCGCGAGGUCGUGUCGAAACUACAAGCAACUAUGUUCGAGGCUCAGGCCUCAUUGCGUUACUUACUGAAAACGCAAAUCCAAAUUGAGGAGGAUAUCAACAUUAAAACGAAUACUUUAAAGAUCGACGAGGUCGAUUGUAUGACUCUCCGUCAGAGUAUGGAUUAUCAUGCAUAUUGA